This is a messenger RNA of Botrytis porri, 1401 nucleotides long. RefSeq lists its product as uncharacterized. Gene Ontology annotation, molecular function: transmembrane transporter activity. The transcript is spliced from 2 exons. The coding region runs from base 1 to 1401 and encodes 466 amino acids. Gene Ontology annotation, biological process: transmembrane transport. The record is from RefSeq and is a predicted model, not a curated record. Lineage: Eukaryota; Fungi; Ascomycota; Leotiomycetes; Helotiales; Sclerotiniaceae. Gene Ontology annotation, cellular component: membrane.
AUGUCCCAGACGCAGACCAUUCACGAAAGUCCCUCAACCGAGAUCCCCCUUUCCGUACUUAGGCCAGUAGCAGUAUCAUCAUCACAAAAUAUACCAUCUCGCCUCCUAUCUGACCAAUCGUCAUCUCCUCUCGAAUCAACAUCAAAUUUUGCCUUGAUCCUGAGAAUUGCAUCAUCAAUUCUUGCUUUUUUCACCGCCGGUCUCAAUGAUGGUAGUCUCGGUUCUCUCAUCCCUUACAUAUUAGACACAUAUUCGCUUUCCACAUCCUCCAUCGCCUUUCUCUAUCUCUCCUGCUUUCUCGGCUGGGUAUUUGCGGCGAUUAGCAUUCCUAUUAUCCAAACCCAUCUACGUCUGGGUAUCGGUGGGAUACUACUUCUAGGUGCAAGUUUGCAACUAUUGACUCAAUUUAUAAGAAUCUGGGGAUCUCCAUGGCCAUUAUUCGUAGUGAGCUUUGGUCUGGCGGCUCUAGGCCAAGCAUACCAAGAUGCCCAAGCAAAUACUUCUAUAGCCCAGAUUGGUGACAAGGCCCAUCGGUGGUUGGGUGUGGUACACGCGGCGUAUAGUGUGGGGUGUUUGCUUGGUCCAUUGGCUGUAACUGCCAUUGCAACUGCCAAGCCGGUGCACUGGAUGGAGAGUUAUGGGGCUUUGGCUGGAGUCGCAGGCCUGAAUGUUUGUUUGGUGGCUUGGGCCUUUGCAAGAGAUAUAGUGAUCAAAACGCGGCAUGAUCAGGAUAGUGAAGAACAAGGUGAAGAAGGUGAACAGAGUGAUCAUGCAAGAAGAAGAAAUGCAAUGCGGAGAGAUAUCGGGGAAGUCCUGAGAGGAAAAAGUGUCUGGGUCAUCAGUUUUUUCUUUUUCUUUCAUUUGGGUAGCGUCAUAACCAUCGGCGGUUGGCUAGUGACUUACCUCCUUACUCUCGCGCCCAAUUCAGGAGCCCAAGCCUCAUCAAUUGGCUACCUUCCCACCCUCUUCUACGCAGGAAACGCACUCGGUCGUCUCUUCCUCAUCGAACCUACUCAUCGAUUCGGCGAGAAGCGAAUGAUUUUCCUCUAUUCCUUCCUAUGCAUCAUUCUACAGAUCAUUAGCUGGAGACUUUCCAGUCUAAUCGGCAGUGUCGUCAUCGUAUGUUUACUCGGAUUCCUUCUAGGACCACUUUUCCCAGCAGCAAUUACGCAUACCAAGCUACUCCUUCCGUCGAGAAUCAUUACACCUGCCUUGAGUAUAAUUUUUGUGGUUGCUCAAGCCGGUGGAAAUAUAUUCCCAGCUGUGACUGGUAUUUUGGCGGCGAAUUUGGAUGGUGGGGACGGGGGAGGAUCUAGAGUUUUGCAGCCAGUUGUUUUAGGGUUGUUGGGGGGUAUGAUGGGGGCUUGGUGGCUAGUUCCGGGGGUUGUAAGGAGGAUGUAA